GGAGGAGAGGAGGAGAGGCGAGGAGAAGGAGAGGCGAGGAGGAGAGGCGAGGAGGAGGAGGAGGAGGAGGCGGCGAGGAAGAGAAGAAAAGAAGAGGCGACACCAUGAGGAAGAGGAAGAGAGAACUGACAGCCCUGUAUGAGGAGGAGUGUUCAGCAUCUGCCACCCAGGAGGAGCCGGAGAAGACGGAGGACCAGCCAAAGGAGGAGGAGACGGACGGCGAGACCAAGAAGAAGAGGGAGCAAACGGACAACAACCGGAGGGAAACCACUGAUGAUGCCAUCCUACAGCCGGAGGAACGGGCCGCUUUUUACAGACUCCUGGACGAAGGACACAUCCAGCUAUUUCUAGGCAGGGACAGCUGCUAUAAGAUCGCGGACAAGUAUCUCCUGGCCAUGGUCCUCAUCUACUUCCGAAGAGCCAACCUGCGUACGGAGGAAUAUAACACCUACUUCUUUCCAGCGCUGUUUCUUGCCAACCAGUUUGAAGAGGAUGAGAUGUUUCGACGCGAGAUCUACCCCUGGGCCCUCGGACCGAUGUGGACGGCGAUGAAGACCUGGAUGCUACACCUGCGGAACCUGCUGCUCCUCCGGAUGAGAUUCCACGCUUGA
This is a messenger RNA of Hyla sarda, 611 nucleotides long. RefSeq names its product speedy protein 1-A-like. Gene Ontology annotation, biological process: positive regulation of cyclin-dependent protein serine/threonine kinase activity. The coding region runs from base 105 to 611 and encodes 168 amino acids. The record is from RefSeq and is a predicted model, not a curated record. NCBI's taxonomy places the organism in Eukaryota, Metazoa, Chordata, Amphibia, Anura, Hylidae. Gene Ontology annotation, molecular function: protein kinase binding. The transcript has 5 exons.